Molecule: messenger RNA, 3042 nt
Organism: Gadus chalcogrammus (walleye pollock)
Lineage: Eukaryota; Metazoa; Chordata; Actinopteri; Gadiformes; Gadidae
Gene: il2rb
Product: interleukin 2 receptor, beta
Exons: 12
Coding region: 203-1768 (521 amino acids)
Molecular function (GO): protein binding
Source: RefSeq, a predicted model, not a curated record
GAGAGAGGUCGGGCUGUGGAGAGGACCUCAGUCAGAGCGCAGCCAUUCAUCAGGACCCCUUGGGAGACCAGAACCACAACCAUGGCCCAGGAGGGGGGUGAAGAGACCGGGACCUGAGAGAGACUGGUACCUGAGAGAGACCGGGAUCUGAGAGACCGGGACCUGAGAGAGACCGGGGCCGGGACCAGCUGGAGUCGUUGCCAUGGUGAUGCUGUGGUUGGCGUACCUCCUGCUGGGUUUGGACCCCCUCCCGCCGGCCCUCGGCCAGACGGCCCCUCCAGUGUCUCUCAAGCGCCUCUCCUGUGUGAAUGACUUUGUGAACAAGGUGAUCUGCAGCUGGGCCCUGUCUGACCCCCCCACCCGGGCCGCCCCCCCCACCCGGGCCGCCCCCCCCUCCGGGUGCCGGGUUCGGGGCAGCAGGAACACCUGGGACAGCGAGACGGGCCGGGGUGAGCUGCGGAGCUGGAGCUGUGAGGUCGAAGCGCUAGGAGGCAACGAGAGAGGAUGCAGCUUCGUCUUUAAACAGGUGUUUGCCUGGGGCGAGGCGCUGCCCAAGGUUCAGGUGGACUGCGGCGGGACCAUCGUGGACCCCAUCCUGGGGUACCCUCUCAGGCAGCACAUUCAGAUGAACCCUCCAGGCCUUCCCAACGUCAGCAGCAGUCCUAACGAGACGCUGAUCUCCUGGGGACCUGGGAGUCCUCUCUCCAGACACCUGAAGGAACCCAACAAAGCGUUUGAGCUUCAGAUCAAACACAGAGACCAGCAGUGGCAGGAGGCCCGCACUCUGUCCACCCUGGACCAGGAGCUGAGGUUCCCCAGCCUGGAGGGGGGGGCGGGCCCCCACCAGGUCAGGGUGAGAGUCCGGCCCCCCCAGGAGUACGGGUCCCACUGGAGCGACUGGGGCCCCGUGGCCUCCUGGGAGGUGGUCCCGCAUGACCCCAGGACCCCAGGACAGGUCCCCGUCCUGAAGACCUCUGUCCUCACAGCCGGGUCCUCGGCCCUCGGCCUGCUCCUCUUCAUCACUCUGCUCAUCAUGAUCUUUCACUACAAACCAAGGCUAUUCAGGAGCAAACCGCUUCCCGACCCGUCCAAAUACUUCCAGGGUCGGUGCUCUCUCCCUGGACCCGGCCUGAAGACGUGGCUGAACCCCCACUCCUCCUCCAGGCUGUGCUUCAGCUCCUUCAGCCCCGACUCCUUCUCCCCGGUGGCGGUGUCUCCCCCCCCCCCCUCCUCUGCCCCCCUGCUCCGCCCUCUCUGCUCCGGCUCCCCCGGUCAGCGGGAGCCCCAUCUGCUCCGCCUUCGGCCGCUCCACCUCGGGCCCUUCACUCCGGCCCCGGCCGCCCACCAGCCCCCCCUGCACCCCCCCACGGAGCCACAGAGCCCCGACUCAGGGAUCAGCGUGGGGCCCCAGUACCUGCCGGAGGAGGGGCGGGCCGGAGGCUGGGGGGAGCAGGGGGGGGAGGAGGAGGAGAAAUGUUUGAACUCUUUGUGGGAGCAGGGCCUGAGCCGCGUCUUCCUCCUGGCCGCUCGGAGCUCCCCAGGGGCUCCGCCCUCGACCACGCCCUCCCCCCCAAGCCAACCCCCUUGGCCCUGGAGCCCCCCCCCCCUGGACGAGGAGGAGGGUGAUUAUGAUGCUUAUGAGGAGGAGUACGACCUGAUGCCAGUAGGGGGCGCCAUGGGCCGGUCCAGCUCCAUGCCGGUGGAGCCCAGCAGUGGGUACCAUACCCUCAAAGACCUGCAGACCACCUACAGCAGCGUCUCCAUCUGACGGGGAGCGGCCACAGCGCCACCUGCUGGUACAGGCCCGGUACAGCUUGAUUUAAUAUGCAUAAACGCCGCCAUUUUAGAAGCAAUUGUAAUUGGUAUUUUAGGAUUUGACGUGACUACAACUCUCUUGGAAAAUGGCAGAACAAAAAAUGGCGGAAUAAUUCUUCUUUGAUGCCUACAGACGUACAAGUCCGACUGAGUGAGUCAUGUCAUGUGCUGUAUAUUUGCUAAUUCAAAUCUAAAGUACUUUUCUUGCAGAAUUCAACGCAUUAAAGAUUACACAUGUAGCCACAAAGUGAGGAUCAGCUGCACUCAACCUGUCCCUGUCUAGGACUCAGCUUAAUCGCUGGGGAAUUCUUUCUUUACUCCUUAAAGCAAGAAAUCGUUCAAGUUUAUUUUAUAAAAUGGUCAAAAAUUUCAUAUUUUUAUUGUUAUCUGUGAUUUGUUUAUAUUACAUUAAUCAAUGAUUUAGUUUAAGAAACAUGCUUUAAUCAUGUAUGGCAAUACUGGUCUUUCGUUUAUGUUAUUUGAUCAAUCUAUUUUUAGGAAUGAUUUGUUAAUUCAAAAUGUAGCUUUUAUAUUUAAUAUUUAGCCAACCAAAUAAAAAUAAUGUAUGGAUUGCAAUGCUUCUCAUUAUUUAUGUAAAAAGCGGAAUCAAACCCAAUCUUAAAGCUUGGUCCAACACACAAAGAGCUCCUGGGGCCCAAGGCCAGGAGCUCUGUAUAUCUCUGGACCUGCGUUAUAUAGACUAGUGCUCCAGCGAGCAACACGUUGGCUACAGGUUCAUACUGUAGAGCAACUCGUGGGCUACAGGUUCAUACUGUAGAGCAACUCGUGGGCUACAGGUUCAUACUGUAGAGCUACUCGUGGGCUACAGGUUCAUACUGUAGAGCAACUCGUGGGCUACAGGUUCAUACUGUAGAGCAACUCGUGGGCUACAGGUUCAUACUGUAGAGCAACUCGUGGGCUACAGGUUCAUACUGUAGAGCAACUCGUGGGUUACAGGUUCAUACUGUAGAGCAACUCGUGGGCUACAGGUUCAUACUGUAGAGCAACUCGUGGGCUACAGGUUCAUACUGUAGAGCAACACGUUGGCUACAGGUUCAUACUGUAGCAACACGUUGGCUACAGGUUCAUACUGUAGAGCAACACAGGGCAUCAGGUUCAUACUGUAGAGCAACUCGUGGGCUACAGGUUCAUACUGUAGAGCAACUCGUGGGCUACAGGUUCAUACUGUAGAGCAACACGUUGGCUACAGGUUCAUACUGUAGAGCA